Cladophialophora yegresii CBS 114405 is the source of this 825-nucleotide messenger RNA. RefSeq lists its product as uncharacterized. Bases 1 to 825 code for a protein of 274 amino acids. NCBI's taxonomy places the organism in Eukaryota, Fungi, Ascomycota, Eurotiomycetes, Chaetothyriales, Herpotrichiellaceae. The transcript has 2 exons. The record is from RefSeq and is a predicted model, not a curated record. Gene Ontology annotation, molecular function: oxidoreductase activity, acting on the CH-OH group of donors, NAD or NADP as acceptor.
AUGGCUCCCGUUUUGAUGACAGGCGUCGGCCUUGUCACAGGAGCUGCCUCGGGAAUCGGGCGAGCCUGUGCUAAAAUUCUCGUUGCAGAAGGAUGUACGAGGCUCGUACUCUCGGAUUUGACUCAAGAUGGCCUCGAGCAUGUCUCGCAGGAACUGAAAGACAUUGACACGGCGGUGGAAACCGUUCUCGUCAGUGGCGAUAUGAGCAAAGAAGCCGACGUCGAGCAGAUGGUGGAAGCAGGGGUUUCAAGAUUUGGAUCCAUUCACUAUUGUAUCAACAGCGCGGGCGUGACCAGUAAACCCCGACUACGGACGCAUGAAUUGGAGACGGAAGCAUUCGAUCGAGUCAUCAACGUCAACCUUCGAGGAUUGUGGUUGUGCGAACGGGCGCAGAUCCGCCAGUUCCUCAAGCAACCCGCCACGCUCAAGACUCGCAAUCACCCAGAAGCAAUACCUACCCAGCGAGGGGCUAUUGUGAACAUCAGCAGUAUCUUCGGCAUCACGGCUCACGCGACGGCCGGAGCUUAUCCCGCCUCGAAAGCCGGGGUCUUGGGGCUAACAAGGACGGAUGCGGUGGCUUAUGCGACGGAUGGGAUCAGAGUCAACGCCAUCUGCCCCGGUUUCAUCAACACACCUCUGGUGGAACAGGCCAAAGCAGCCGGUGCAGAUUACAACAAACUCGUCAGUCUCAUCCCUUUUAGACGGAUGGGUACCGCAGAAGAACUAGCGGAAGCGGCGGUGUGGUUGGUAAGUGAACGGGCAAGUUAUGUCAGUGGUGUAGAACUGCCGGUUGACGGUGCUUGGGUCCGCGCGUGCAACACAUGA